Exophiala aquamarina CBS 119918 is the source of this 1953-nucleotide messenger RNA. RefSeq names its product CAMKK/CAMKK-META protein kinase. The record is from RefSeq and is a predicted model, not a curated record. Gene Ontology annotation, biological process: protein phosphorylation; intracellular signal transduction. Gene Ontology annotation, molecular function: ATP binding; protein serine/threonine kinase activity. Bases 1 to 1953 code for a protein of 650 amino acids. The transcript has 2 exons. Lineage: Eukaryota; Fungi; Ascomycota; Eurotiomycetes; Chaetothyriales; Herpotrichiellaceae. Gene Ontology annotation, cellular component: cytoplasm.
AUGAAGAAACUUAACCACCCGAACUUGGUGUCCUUGAUCGAGGUUUUGGAUGACCCCACUGAGGACUCCCUCUAUAUGGUGAUGGAAAUGUGCAAGAAAGGCGUCGUUAUGAGGGUCGGCCUUGAGGAGAGAGCAGAUCCCUAUCCUGACCACGUCUGCCGGUACUGGUUUCGAGACCUGAUCUUGGGAAUUGAAUACCUCCAUGCCCAAGGAGUGGUUCAUCGGGACAUAAAACCAGACAAUUGCUUGGUCACUGACGAUGAUGUGCUCAAAGUGGUCGACUUUGGGGUUUCGGAAAUGUUCUCCAAGGACUCCGAGAUGUUGACCGCUAAAUCUGCGGGGAGCCCUGCCUUUCUUCCGCCUGAGCUCUGUAUCGCUCGUCAUGGUGAUGUCUCUGGUCGAGCUGCGGAUAUAUGGUCCAUGGGUGUAACCUUGUACUGCCUAAAAUAUGGGAAGAUACCUUUCGAGAAGACCGGCAUCUUCGAGUUGUACGAGGCCAUCAAGACCGAAACACCGGAUUUGGAUACAGAAAGUGACGAGGACUUCAGAGACCUAAUGCAAAGGCUUCUGGAGAAGGAUCCUUCCAAGCGGAUUAAAAUGCCCGAAUUGAGAGUGAGUCUGAAAGCGCGCCCCUUCCUUGUGCAAAUGUCUCGACCAGCUAAUCCCAACGGAAUUCAGGAUCAUCCUUGGGUAACUCAACGAGGAUCUGACAAAUUGCUGUCUGAGGAAGAAAACACCUCUGACCUUGUCGAGCCGCCCACUGCAGCCGAAAUGAAUGCCGCUAUAACAAACAAUAUAGGAAACUUGAUGACUGUUAUGAAAGCGGUGAACAAAUUCAAGUCUCUGCUGGACAAGAACAAAUCUCCACCAUUGAAAUCUAUCUUAGGAGAGGGGGCAGACGCACAUUUCUCCCAUCCUCCUGCCAGCAUACCACGGCAGGAUCACAUCUCCCUCCCUCCAAAACCCCAUAAUUACACAUUCGGAGCAGGUGAGGCGCAAGUCGAGGGUCAAAAAGAAGUUAUUCGUCAUGAAUUGAAGAAGCUGCACAUUCAACCCGUACCUACUUUGAGUAUUGAUGAUACAACCCUGAAUGAGCCAGAGCGCUCGGCAACUCUCGUGAGCGAGGCAAGUACAGAUUCAGAUGAAGGAAUAUCUAAAUUACGGACUAUCGCAGACACGGAAUUUUUGGACCCAACAAAAUUACCACCGUUCCGCUCUAGCAGACCACGUACAGCUUCGGCGGAUGAAAUUGGCAACCGGGGACACGCGCGCGAUCCUCUCCAAGAACAGUUGUUCCUCUAUAUAGGGCCGUCAACAUUUUCAGGUACGAGCUCCUAUCCCGCGGAUGGCAACGGUUUCGUACCCGAUGGCGACACUGUACCGAUCGUCAGUGAAAGCCCAGGAGCGGCCGACAUGGACAUUUACGAGACAGCUUACCGCGACGAGAUUGAACGCAUCAUGGCAAGGGCUCAAGAGCAGAACAAGGAGCCGAACGUCUAUCUCACACGCCGUGUAGAUGCCAAACUGAUGAGAAUCAGUGGACUCGCAGGAAAAUGGGCUGCGAUGGGUGAAGAUGCCAAAAAUCAAUUUAAAGAUUAUACACAGUUCUCCACUCGUAAAGCACGAGUGACCGAAGUCAGCCGUGCUCUUCGGCAAGCAGCGCGAGAGGAAUAUGAGAAGCGGAAGCAGGAGCGCAGAGAAUGGAUCGCUGCAGAAAAAGCACGACGAUCUGAGAGAUCCGAGAGUCAAGACCCAGCGAAAGCAUCACCACUACCUCAGCAAUCAUGGAGCGAAGUAGAUUCAAGCUCAACCCUUCCACUAUCACCUAGUGGCAGGAAUCCAUCAGCCUGGAAAGGCAGGGCUGUAGAUAAAGGAAGACAGGCGAAGACAUCGAUUCGAGGUCUCGUGGACACACUGAAGAGCCGCACCAGAUCGAAAGACGAUGAGCCAUAA